UAUAUGAGUGUUCAUAUAUGAUUACUUUACUUAAAUUAAGACCCAUUCAUUAGUUUUGAACUAUUGGAUGGCCUCAAUCGGGUGAAGGAGUUGAAACUUUACGACAUUUGCAACACAAAUCAAAUCAUUAUCACUCAAGCAUAGUAUGGCAUGCAACAUUAGAGCGAGUACGAGGCUUCACCAAGGAAUCUUCCAAACGUUCUCCAACAACGUUAAAACCUCAACCCCACGGUUCGUGCAUUCGUGUCCAGCCACGUUCAUCCAGAACCUUCUCAAGUUCCGAAGAGACAAACCCACAGAACAGUUGUAUCGAGCUCUCGACCAGUGCGGGUUCGACCUCAACCACGACCUCGUUCUCGACGUGCUGCGACGACACCGUUCCGAUUGGCGACCCGCGCACGUGUUCUUCAACUGGGCCUCCAAGACCACCACCGGGUACCAGCCCAGUUCCGAUGUCUGCAACGAGAUCGUUGACAUCCUUGGCAAAAUGCAGCGCUUUCAGGAACUGCACCAAGUGCUCGACGAAAUGUCCAAGAGAGAGGAACUCCUCGAUGAAGCCGUGUUCGCCACCCUGGUUCGUAGGUUCGUGGGUGCUCAUAAAGUGGAUGAAGCAAUUCAGCUAUUCUACAGAAGGAAGGAGUUUGGGUUGGAGUUAAAUUCGGAGGCUUUUCGCACUCUCUUGAUGUGGCUGUGCAGGUACAAGCACGUGGAAGACGCAGAAGCUUUGUUUCACAAUUCGGUGAAGAAGGGUUUGAGGUUUAAUCCUGCACACUACAAAAAAUUAAUGGCUGAUAUAAAGAUGUGGAACGUGAUCCUGAAUGGUUGGUGUGUUUUGGGGAACUCGCAUGAGGCAAAGAGGGUGUGGAGAGACAUAGUGGCUUCUCCAUGCAAGCCUGAUAUAUUUACCUAUGCCACCUUCAUCAAGGCAUUGACCAAGAAAGGGAAACUUGGGACGGCACUGAAGUUGUUCCGUGGCAUGUGGGACAAGGGUGGUAAACCGGAUGUUGUGAUAUGCAACUGCAUCAUUGAUGCUCUUUGUUUCAAGAAGAGGAUUCCUGAGGCCUUGGAGAUUUUCUGUGAUAUGAGUGAGCGAGGUUGUGAACCGAAUGUUGCUACUUACAAUUCACUUAUUAAGUACAUGUGCAAGAUACAGCGGAUGGAGAAGGUUUAUGAGCUGGUGGAUGAGAUGGAGAGGAAGAAGGGGAGUUGCUUGCCUAAUGCUGUUACAUAUUGUUACUUGCUCAAGAGCUUGAAGGAGCCGGGGGAGGUUUGCAGGGUUUUGGAGAGGAUGGAGAGAAAUGGAUGUGGCAUGAAUGAUGAUGUUUAUAACAUGGUGUUGAGGUUGUACAUGAAAUGGGAUGAUGGGGAUGGAGUUAGAAAAACAUGGGAAGAAAUGGAGAGGAAUGGAUGGGGACCAGAUAGGAGAUCAUAUACCAUCAUGAUUCAUGAAAACUUUGAGAAAGGGAGAGUAAAGGAUGCCGUGCGUUAUUUAGAGGAGAUGAUAUCUAAGGGAAUGGUGCCAGAGCCAAGGACGGAGAAGCUAGUAAGUUCCAUGAACAUUCGGUUGAAGGGGAGGUCAGAAAAACAGGAAGAUGUUGAAGGGGGGACAACUAGUCUUUGAGCCUUGAGGUCUUGGAAUUUGGUCCAAUUGGAAUGUUUGGACAAUGUGUCCUUAGGCUUUGUAGUUCGGUUUGGUUGUAAUCAACUUAGAAGUAUGUUCACCUUGGUUGUAAAGCCUUAAACCAAAACCAUUAUAUCAAGUUUUGUAGAAUGGUGAGAGGCAGGUUUAGAAUCUCUAGUGGAAUGCCAAUUGGCAGUAGUGUGUCACUCAUGUAAAUUGGCAUUAGCGGGUACCAGUUCUGCAGAGAUUUCAGACCUGUUGAGCUUUUGGAAGGAAAUAUGGUUAUGGAAAUGAGUAAAAACACUCGCUCCAGCAGAAACUAAUGUUACUCAGACAGGAUUGUUAAUGGUAAUUAGUAAACUGCAAGUUAAUGUC
This is a messenger RNA of Glycine soja, 1996 nucleotides long. RefSeq names its product putative pentatricopeptide repeat-containing protein At3g15200. NCBI's taxonomy places the organism in Eukaryota, Viridiplantae, Streptophyta, Magnoliopsida, Fabales, Fabaceae. Gene Ontology annotation, molecular function: protein binding. The record is from RefSeq and is a predicted model, not a curated record. The transcript is spliced from 2 exons. The coding region runs from base 146 to 1621 and encodes 491 amino acids.